Glycine soja is the source of this 4549-nucleotide messenger RNA. Its product is annotated as protein LONGIFOLIA 1-like. Lineage: Eukaryota; Viridiplantae; Streptophyta; Magnoliopsida; Fabales; Fabaceae. Bases 928 to 4080 code for a protein of 1050 amino acids. The record is from RefSeq and is a predicted model, not a curated record. Gene Ontology annotation, biological process: regulation of monopolar cell growth. The transcript has 5 exons.
CAUAUCUGAGUCUCGAGGACCACUAAACAUUUCUCAGUUACCUUUUUUUUGUUUUGUCUUUCUUACAAAUCAAAUUAUAUAUAACCAAAAAACAUGGACUUUCUGACCCAGCUCUGACCAGAUUUUGGUGCCCAUUUUCAUGAUUCUCCAUUUGUUGAGACUCGAGAAAACAUUAAUACAAUACUUCUUGGAUCUGCAGAAAUUCAUUGGAACUAGUUUCAUUUAGGUGUUUCAAGCCGUUGUGUGUGUGUAUUUGUUCCUCUGCGUUUUUUGUGCAUAUUUUUGGGAGCAUUAAUUGUCUAUAUUUUUGGUAAAACCAAUACCCAAAUGCUAAUAUAAGUCCUAAUUGCAAAAAAUUUGGGAAUGCAAUUCAGUUGGCAAAAUUUGUUCUCUUUCAUAUUUUUUAAGGAACCAAUUCUAUAUUUAUUUGAUGAAAUCAACUAGAGAUUUUUUUUUGCAUCAAAUAUUUAUUGUGGCCCUGUAAUUUAGCAAUAGUAUUAUUGUUUAUGUGUAAGCUGAGGAUGGAAAACCAACUUUGUGGAUGCUGAAUAUGGAACUAUAUAACAUAAAUGUGGAGACCUGCUCCAUUGACUUGUAGUUGUCUUAUGAACCGUGUCCUGGAAUUAACUUCUGAGUGUAAAGGAAGAGAAAGGAGCUUCCUUUAUAUCUUUAAGCACAAUUUGGAUGGUAAGGACUAAGGAGUAAGGACCCUUGUGAGCUGUCUGAAAUGCUGGAUUCUAUGUUAUAUUAAUUGUUACUUAAUAGAAUCUGCAACCUUAUCAGAAAGUGUUUGCACUUUGCAUUGUUGUCGUCUUUUGUUAGUGGAUUUGAGAGUACAAAUGAUGAAGCUUUUAUGAAGAGGGAGUAAUUGUAAUUGAUUGUGGUGGUUGAGAGAAGUUGAGUUUAAUUGGAGAAGAAGAGGUAGAUAUGGCAGCAAAGCUAUUGCAUUCUUUAGCAGAUGACAACCCAGAUUUGCAAAAGCAGAUAGGAUGCAUGACUGGGGUUUUCCAACUCUUUGAUCGUCACCAUAUUAUUCCUCCUCGCCACAUUACCCAGAAGAUGCUUCCUCCAGGUAAUUCCCACUCCAAUUAUGACAACCUGGAAAGAGGUUCUAAUAGAAUACACCAAAGACAAUCAGCAGCUGAUAUAAGGGGUGUGAGUGAAAAACAAAGAAUUUCAACGGAAUCAUCAAGAACCUCAUUCUCUUCUUCUUGUUCAUCAUCAAUGUCCUCUUUGGAGUAUAAAGCUCAAGCAGGCGCUCCCUUCAACCGGAAUGGUUAUCCUAAAAGUCCUAUGAGGGAGCCAGUUAUGAACCAAACAAGUUCCUCUCCCGAUUUAAGAUGUCAGUCCCUUGAUCUGAGGGAUGUGGCGAAGGACUCUAUGUAUAGGGAGGCCAGAGGACUAUCUAAAGAAAAGGAUUCCCCAACACAUUUUCAGCUGUCCAAAUCCAUCAAAGGAAAACAAACUCCUAUUCAUCUAAGGGAGUCUCUGAGAGUCCUUGCUAAACUUAGAGAAGCACCUCGGCAUUAUGUUGAAGCUAAAGAACUUCCAAGAUUAUCAUAUGAAGUAAAAGGACAUUGGCAUUCCAUCUCAAAGGAUGCUCCUCGGUUUUCUUAUGAUGGAAGAGAAACAAGUGGUACAUCUUUCGAAUCACAUGAUUCCUUUAAAUGCCCACCAAAGCUAAAAGAGCUUGCUAGACAUUCACUUGACAGUAGGGAAGGUUCUUGGCGUGCAUAUGGCUCUGAUUCAAAAUCCAGUAACCCCUCAAGAAAUUUCAAUGCAGGUGAUGCCUCUACCUCAGUUGACAACGUUUCUAGUCGACAACAACCGUCAGCAUCCCAGAGCCGGCCACCUAGUGUUGUAGCAAAAUUAAUGGGCUUGGAAGCUUUGCCAGAAUCCUAUAAUGCCAGUGAUACUAACUUUAGUUUGAGUGAAACUGGCUCAGCUCAAGGCAAUGAUCAGUUUUUGAAAAAUGGACUCGUCAAGCCACUUCGAGUUCAUAAUUCUCCUAAAAUCUCAUUGAAAGACACGACUUCCCCUCGAUGGAAGAAUCCUGACUUGGCUGUGAAACCAAUCUUAAGUUCAAGGUUUCCCAUUGAACCAGCACCAUGGAAGCAGCAGGAUGGAAACCAAAGCUCUGAGAAACUAACUUCCCGGGCCAUAAAAGCUACUGCAAGAUCACCAGAUUCAUUUCCAUCAGUUUAUUGUGAGAUUGAAAAGAGAUUGAAGGAUCUUGAAUUUAAACAAUCUGGAAGGGAUCUCAGAGCUCUCAAACGGAUACUGGAAGCAAUGCAAGUAAAGGGGCUGUUAGAGACCAGAGAAGAAGAACAAGCUUUAAAUGUUGGAAAUAAAAGAGACUAUGAACUAAAUCCGAGUCUUAUUCAGCAUUCUAUAUCAGUGAGGCAACAAACAGCCAGGGAAACUGAAUCUGUAAAGGCUAUAGAAUCACCAAUUGUGAUCAUGAAACCAGGAAAACUUAUUGAGAAAAGUGGAAUUUCUGCUUCUUCAGUCUUUCCAAUUGGUGAACUCUCUGAUUCCCAUAAACUUCGGAGUGGUGGUGUACAUGCACAUGAUAAAAGGGGGACAGCUUCCAAUCAAAUAGCAAAAGAUCAGUCUCUUAGAAACAGUCACUGGAAUGCUCCUACCAGUUUUAGUGAAAAGAAAGAAAACAGUAUCAGGACUAUUAAAUCAGCACAAUCCCAACCAAGGUCUAAACAACUUCCAAAAGAAAAUAGUCCAAGUUCAGUAAAGAAUUCGGGAUCUGUUAGCCUGAGAAUGCAACAGAAGAAGUUAGAGUCUGAGAAGCAAUCUAACCUGCCUACCCCACCAUCCGAUUCAAAUAAUCCCAGAAGGCAGUCCUUUAAGCAGCCAACAGAAUCAGGUUCUCCCAGUCAAAAACUGAGACCUAAAGUUGCUAGUUCACGGUACUGUGAUGACCGACUUAGUGAGACUAGCAAUGAAUUGAGAAGUCUAAGUAGUCAGUGGGAUGAAAUAUCUCUGCAAUCAGACAGUAUCACAGUUGACUCAAAGAUGGAUACUGAAGUUACCAGCAGUUUACAAUCUGCUGAAAUUAUUGAAAGCCAAUGCUCAUCUAUGAAGCCUAUUGAGCAUUUGGUUUCAGGAUCAAUGCAUAAGAAAUCAACUCUGAGGUGGAAUGAGGAUGAGUCAAUUGCAGAACCUGCAACAUAUGCCUCAGAUCAUCCAAGUCUUGAUUCAGUCGAUGAUGUCUCGGUAUACAAAUAUGAUAUGCCAUCCCCAGUAAAGAGUAAAUCCAAUGCUCCUAAAGCUGAUAAUGCUCAAGAAAAUAAAGCAAAUGAUAAUACAGAUCAGUGGAACCCUGCAGAUGGUUUCUUCGUUAACAACACGAUCAACUGCAAGAAAUUGCAAAGCAUAGAUUGUCUUAUUCAAAAGCUUAGGCAGCUAAAUUCGAGUCAUGAUGAAACUAGAAACGAUUACAUAGCUUCCCUUUGUGAAAAUACAAAUCCAGACCACAGAUACAUUGCUGAAAUACUAUUAACUUCAGGUCUAUUAUUGAGAGCUUUGAGUUCUGAGUUGCUGACAUUUCAACAUCACUCAUCAGGUCAUCCCAUUAACCCUGAGUUAUUCCUUGUGCUGGAGCAGACCAAGUUAAGUAGUUUGCUUUCGAAAGACAAAAGCAGAUUUGGAAAAGCUGCUUACAUGAAGCUAAAUACAGAGAAGUGGCAGAGGAAACUCAUCUUUGAUGCUGUGAAUGAGAUUCUUGGUGAAAAACUAGGCUCUUUUCUUGAGCCAUGCUUGAAGCCUAAUGAACUCGUAGCAAUGAAAUUCGUCAGUGCACAAAAGCUUCUUAAAGAACUUUGCUUUGAGGUACAAAAACUUCAAUAUGUGAAGCCAGAUUGUAGCUUAGAAGAUGAGGGAGAUGAACUGAAAAGUAUGCUACGGGAAGAUGUGAUGUGUCACUCAGAAAACUGGACAGGUUUCUCAGUUCAAUUACCUGGGGUUGUGUUGGAUGCUGAGAGACAGAUAUUUAAGGACUUAAUUGAUGAGCUUGUGAUUGAUGAAAUGGCUAGUUUGCAAGUGAAAUCCGGUAGGCACAGGUAGCUAUUUGGAAAGUUGUUCAUUCCAUUUGUUCCCUAUUUUCGUGAAUCCAUAAUGCAUCAUUUUGUUCAUUUACACAUAAUUUUUUGUAUCAAGCCAUAAAAGUUUGCAGAUUAAGAGCUUUGACUAUUUUUGCUAAAUUGUGAAGCAAGUAACUUGCCAUGGAUUUUACACCAUAAGUAUUCUCAAGAGUUCGUUUUGGAACAUGUUUGUCAUCUCUGAGUUUGGCUUCUGUAACUGUAAGGCCACCAACUUCCUUGCCAUGAAGGCAUUGACGGACCUAUGUUGUCCUGAGGGGGUGCAGAUGCGCGGGACUUUGAUGAAGUUACAAGUAUAUAUUUAGUGUUGUUAUCUUUUUGCCCCUUCAAUUUUUAUAAUUUCAACUCACUGCUCUCAAUUUUUCAUUUCUAGACUUUGAGAAAAAUACAAGUAUAUAUCUAGUAUUAUUAUCAUUUUGUCUCCUCUAUUUUUU